Molecule: messenger RNA, 1560 nt
Organism: Panonychus citri (citrus red mite)
Lineage: Eukaryota; Metazoa; Arthropoda; Arachnida; Trombidiformes; Tetranychidae
Gene: Bka
Product: rRNA-processing protein FCF1 homolog
Exons: 4
Coding region: 935-1495 (186 amino acids)
Cellular component (GO): small-subunit processome; nucleolus
Source: RefSeq, a predicted model, not a curated record
UUUUUCUCAUUCGCUUUGUUUUCAUUUGGAAUAAUUUUUUUACUCCUUGUCAUUUAUUAAUUGUAUUCUUUUUAUUUUCACAAUUUAAGUUAAAAUGGAUUCGAAAGGUGAUGAUUCGAGCCAAGUGGUUGAGAAUAGUCUUGGAAUACCAAAAGCGGAAUUUGUGGAAGAUGUUGGUAAAUUCAUGGAAUUACAGGAUAAAGAUGCUGCUGCAUUGAUUCGUAAAGCUGAUGAAGAUCAUCACAAGUACCGAUUCAUGGAAAUGAAUUUGGUUCAAAAGAAGAAAAUAUAAAAACAAAUACCAGAUAUAAAAGAAACGCUCAACAUCAUUAGUUUAAUGAAGAAGCGAAAGGAAAAUGAUGCAGAGAUGAAAACAAAUUUCCUUUUGUCUGAUCAUGUCUUCAUGGAGGCAAUUGUACCACCGACUGAUAAAAUUUGUCUUUGGCUUGGGGCUAAUGUGAUGCUUGAAUAUCCACUGGAUGAAGCUGAAUCUUUACUUAUUAAAAAUUUAAAAAUGGCUUUGAAAAAUUUAUCUCAAGUGGAUCAAGAUUUGAAUUUCUUACGAGAUCAAAUAACCACAACAGAAGUUAACAUGGCUCGAAUUUACAAUUGGGAUGUGAAGAGACGUCAAGCUGAAAAAUCAGCAUUAACAGCAGCAACUAGUUGAUCAUUUUCCAUGAUAAAAUAAUCAAUUAAUACACUUUACUAUUCACAAAUAAACCGAACUCAGUUUGAAAAAAAAAAUCAUUGAGAUCUUUUGAAAAUGGUUAACAAGUUUUAGUUCAUUUCUCAUCCGCUAGAUGUCACUAAACUUGGAAUGAAUCAUUUUAAAUGAUCACAUGUUAUUGUUUGACAAAAAAAAAGUAACAAUUAAUUUGUUGAAUAUUUAAACGAGUUAAUUUAAUUUAAUUGUGUUGAAUUGGGUAAAUUAAUUAUGCCGAAACCACGAGUACCCAAAACUUUAACUCGACGUGAUCCGCGAAUGAAAGAAAUUAAGGAGAAAUUAAAACCAAAGAAAAAGAAGGUUGAAAAAAAACGAACGGUUGCAAUUCCAUCAACAAGUAUGUUCUUUAGUUACAAUCAACAACUUGGUCCACCAUUUAGGAUAAUUUGUGAUACCAAUUUCAUCAAUUUCUCAAUUAAAAACAAGCUCGAUAUGAUCCCUGCAAUGAUGGACUGUCUGUUGGCCAAAUGUAUUCCCUUUGUCACCGAAUGUAUAAUUGCUGAACUUCAAAAACUUGGAGCCAAAUAUCGGGUCGCAUUGAAGAUAAUUAAAUCUAAUUUUGAGGUAUUACCUUGUGCUCAUAAAGGAACCUAUGCCGAUGAUUGUAUCUUUAAUCGAGUCAGUGCUCACAAGUGUUACAUUAUUGGCACUUGUGACAGAGCUUUACAGAAGAGACUGAGAAAAUUAACUGGAGUUCCAAUUAUGUACUUGAAGAAUCGUAAAUAUUUCAUUGAACGAAUGCCCGAUGCUCCGGGAAUCGAACCUGUUUAGAAGUUAUUUUUUUACGUCUUAAUUUAAUUGUAUUGAAAUAAAGAUAAAUGUGUAAAAAAAACUAA